AGCAAUCAACCAAACAAUCAGUCAAUGAAAAUCAGCUGUGAAAUGACAAUCAGUUAUGAAAAGUACUAGAAUAAUGGAAUGCUUAAUAUCUGUUGCCUGUGAAAAUAUAUUUUGUACUUCCGUAUAAAUAAACUCGUUUAAUUAGACCUUCCAUUUGACAAUGCAAAUAUCCAUUUUGUGAAUAAACUAUUCCAAGUAGAAAUUUAAUUUUUAGAUGCUUAAAUGGAGUUAGAAGAGUAUUGCCAACCAUGGGAAAAUGAUUGCCAAUGGGAGCUAUCCAACCAAGGUAAUGUUACAGAUUCAAAAAUUUGCAAGGCACCUGAAUGCUUUUAAAAUAACUAAAUAGGACCAAGAUUCUACUUCAGAACAGAUGGGUAAAAGAAAAAUUUUAGAUCCAGACUCUUUUAAAUCCAAAAAACAGUGUGAAAGGGUACAAAACGAAAAGCAAGAGGGAGAAGAGAAGGAGAAGCAGGAAAGGGAAGAAAAGGAAAAACAGGAAAGGAAAAAAAGGGAGGUAAGAGAAAGGAAAAAGAAGAAGAAACAAGAAAGCAAAGUAAAACAUGAAUGCCUUCCAUUAGGUUUAAAAAGUGUUGAUUACAAAUCACUCAUUCAGUCAGAAAACUUCAGCAUUAUUGAGAAAUUAACUGUAGAAGUUCAGAAAUUAUUGAAGUUGCAAAAAGAUAAUGCUGUUGAUUUAAUUUUAUCUGCAGCAUUAGAUUUGAACAUUGAAGAUUUGAUUGAUUUCAAAUACACACAAUAUCCUAUUGAAGAAACAAAUUCUGAGAAAGUCACUUACUAUUGUGAAUUUUAUAUUGGUACAACUAAACUUGCCAUCAGUGGUGGAGAAAACAGAUACAUUGCUAAAAAAAAGGCUUCUGAAAAUGCUUUGAAUACAUUAUUAAACCUUCCCCUCAUUGAGAAGUUUUCUGAGGAAGUUCAGAAAUUGCUGAAUAUCAACAACGGAGACAAUAUAUAUGAUUUAUUGUUAAGAGCAGCAAUUUCUUUAGGUAUAGAAAAUUCUUUUCAUUUAAAAUUCGCAACCCGUAUUAUGCACAGAAAAAAGUUUGAUUACACCUAUUCAGGGCAAUUUUGUGAAGUUUUUAUUGGUGCUACUAAAAUUGCUCAUGCCUUAGAUAAUACUAAAAGUGGAGCUAAAAGAAAAGCAUCCUACAAGGCUCUCUAUGUAAUGACACACAUGAAAGAUUUACCUGCUGGAACGUUAGAACGUGGGAAAACUUUGUUGCGAAAAAAGUUGGUCUCUAAAAGUAGUACUAAUGGUAAGUGGGACAGGGAAUUAUUAGAAACAACGGCUUUUGAAAUGAAACGGGAAACAAUGAAAAGGCAGGAUGUUCUAUCUACUCUUUAUACAACUUUUGCCCGAGUAGGAAGACUAGAGGAUUUAGUUUACAAUUCUUAUAAAGAUGUAAGCAGUCCCAAUGGUGGGGAGGCUUUUGUUAUUUGUGAUGCUUUGGUCAAUAAUGUCCCAAUGGCAAGUGGUAGAGCGCUAACCAAAAAAAAAGCCAGACUCAUUGCUGCUAAGAAUCUAAAGAAGUUCUUCUUAGACCUGUUUGAGAGGAAGAGAAAGUCCUCAGAUGCUUCUAAGGAUGUUUAUGCAGAUGUUUUGCGUCUGAUUGAUGACCAUUCCCAAAGAACACCGCUAAAUAUGGAACGUAUGUCUAUAAAUGAGACAACAAGGCAAGCAGAAAUUGUAAAGUCUAAUAUUGUUCCUACAGCAACCUUUUCUCCCCUAGUAAUUAGCAAAGUAAAAGCUAUUGAAACGGCAAUGGUUCCUGUCGCAGAUAGCAACAAAGAAGUAGAAGAUUCUACAAAUUCUUUUUCAAUUAAUGAAAGACUAUACAAUAAUUCGAUUAAACAAAACCUCUUAUUAUUUGAUCGAUCUGAAAUACUUGAUGAAGAACAGCACUCUGCUUGUAGUGAUCUUUCUUAUGCAGUCUGUCACUGCCAUAGAACUCUUGGUUUCAAUUAUCGUCCCCAAAUUGAUGAAACCUAUAUGGUUGAUGUUUUACUUGAUAAUAAAAUUAUUGGGACUGGUAUUGCUGCUACCAAAACAAUGGCAAAGAAUGAAGCUGUGAAGAUAGUUUUGGAAGAACUACAAAAAGAAAUCUACACUAUUAAAGUCAAAGAGAGAGGUGAUGAAGUGUUAGAGAUUGAUCCUUCAGACUUGAUUAAUCUAAAGUUCAAUAGAAAAAAACUUAAAACUGAUGGUAGAAGACACUUUAUUUGUCCAGGGAAUGAGAAUUUUGCUAAAGUUUUUCAGCAUUAUGCAGAUUUAAGUGAGUGGGUAAGCCUGACUAAUACUAAAUCCAAAAUUGCAACUCUGCUGACUGGAUACAGCAAGUCUGAUGAAUUAGUUGUUCUCAAAUUUUCUGAAAAAUUUUCAUUACCUGAGAAGACAGCGAUUCAUCAGAUUCGUCGAAAACUUGGCCUUCUGUUUAAUAGAUAUCAAAAGAAAGAGGAUAAGAAUAUCUACAUAAAGCGUAAAAUUAAAGUAAAAGACAUUUUGGACACUCUUAUAAAAUCUUGUGGUAAAACCUCAAAACAUGAGCUUGUAGACAUGUCAAAUUGAUUGAAUGAAGUAUUCUAAUCAUUGUUAUUGCUUUAA
Messenger RNA from Parasteatoda tepidariorum (common house spider), 2623 nucleotides. RefSeq lists its product as uncharacterized. The record is from RefSeq and is a predicted model, not a curated record. Lineage: Eukaryota; Metazoa; Arthropoda; Arachnida; Araneae; Theridiidae.